AUGGAGAUUCUCGAUUUGAUGCAAGCGGCAGGUAUCAGCGGCGGCAGGUAUCAGCAACGGCAGGUAUCAGCAGCGGAAGGUAUCAGCGGCGGCAGGUAUCAGCAGCGGAAGGUAUCAGCGGCGGCAGGUAUCAGCGGCGGCAGGUAUCAGCGGCGGCAGGUAUCAGCGGCGGCAGGUAUCAGCGGCGGCAGGUAUCAGCGGCGGCAGGUAUCAGCGGCGGCAGGUAUCAGCGGCGGCAGGUAUCAGCGGCGGCAGGUAUCAGCGGCGGCAGGUAUCAGCGGCGGCAGGUAUCAGCGGCGGCAGGUAUCAGCGGCGGCAGGUAUCAGCGGCGGCAGGUAUCAGCGGCGGCAGGUAUCAGCGGCGGCAGGUAUCAGCGGCGGCAAGUAUCAGCAGCGGAAGGUAUCAGCGGCGGCAGGUAUCAGCGGCGGCAGGUAUCAGCGGCGGCAGGUAUCAGCAUCGGAUUAG
Messenger RNA from Galleria mellonella (greater wax moth), 465 nucleotides. RefSeq names its product cuticlin 2-like. Bases 1 to 465 code for a protein of 154 amino acids. The record is from RefSeq and is a predicted model, not a curated record. The transcript is spliced from 2 exons. Lineage: Eukaryota; Metazoa; Arthropoda; Insecta; Lepidoptera; Pyralidae.